This is a messenger RNA of Colletotrichum lupini, 531 nucleotides long. RefSeq lists its product as uncharacterized. Lineage: Eukaryota; Fungi; Ascomycota; Sordariomycetes; Glomerellales; Glomerellaceae. The transcript is spliced from 6 exons. The record is from RefSeq and is a predicted model, not a curated record. The coding region runs from base 1 to 531 and encodes 176 amino acids.
AUGGGUAACGUAUGUACACCCAACGGACCCUUUCCCCUCACCCCACCGCUGAUCAGGGGCGCAAAGGCUCAGCAGAAGCGUGAUCGCAACGCCAAAGACGCGAAGCCCAAGGGCUCUCAGCUCAAGGUGAACGCCGCCGCCAAGGAUAUCCAGUGCCAGAUCUGCAAGUCCACCUUCUUGAAGACCACCAAGGCUCCCGCUCUCACCGAGCACGCCGAGAACAAGCACAGCAAGGGCCUCGCCGACUGCUUCCCCGCCUUCAACGGAGUUGUGAGGAGUUUUCAGGGACGAGCAUGGCGGCACGGCGUGAUGUUGAAGAAAUGGAGGGCGGAUUCGGUCAAGAUCUGGCCCGGGGCAUGCAGCGAAAAGGCGUCAUUUGAAAUCUUGCCCUCUUCAUUUUCGGAAAAUCAAGAAAAAAACACGAUCAAACGAGUACAAACAUACGCUUUCACAACUUGGGGCACGCAUCGCGUGCGAGCUGGAUUCUCCACGGGUACAACCGACGAGUUCAUCCAGAUAUGGGUCUGUUGA